Prunus persica (peach) is the source of this 1096-nucleotide messenger RNA. RefSeq names its product DNA-directed RNA polymerase I subunit RPA12. The record is from RefSeq and is a predicted model, not a curated record. Bases 434 to 787 code for a protein of 117 amino acids. Lineage: Eukaryota; Viridiplantae; Streptophyta; Magnoliopsida; Rosales; Rosaceae. Gene Ontology annotation, biological process: DNA-templated transcription; termination of RNA polymerase I transcription. Gene Ontology annotation, cellular component: RNA polymerase I complex. Gene Ontology annotation, molecular function: nucleic acid binding; DNA-directed RNA polymerase activity; zinc ion binding. The transcript has 6 exons.
UUCGAGAUUCUGCUGUGGGUCACCGCAGGUUUUAAAAUAAGCAGCGUUCAAUUGUUUUACCAAACGCUUUUGUUUCCAAAACUUUUUUUAUAAGCUGCUUAUUUAUUAAGCGCAGCAAUCCCAAACACCACCUAAAAUUGAUAUUUUGGGUUUAGGGUUUAAGAUUUUGGAGACUCACAAGUUUGGGAUUGCACGCCCAGUUUAUUUUCACUUUUUUUUUUUAAUUUUCUUUUUUAACUUUUUUUUUAGUUCUCUCGCGCUCUCUGAACUCUCUCUCUCUCUCUCUCUCUCAACUCUCGGCUCAGUUAUCUCACCGCCUCCUCAGUCCUCUCUGUCUCACUCAUAUCCUCCUCUCUUUCUCUCAGAUCUCACUGCCUGGGCUUUCAUCAAAGGUUCAUCAACAAUAGUAAACGGUUCAUAGGAGAGGCAUUUCAUGGCAUAUUCUGAAGGACGUGAUUUCAUGUUCUGCGACUUGUGUGGGACUAUGCGAACAUUGAGUUCAACUAAGCAUGCUCAAUGCCCCUUGUGCAAGCGUAAGAUAAGCGCGAAAGAGAUCUCCGGAAGACAAAUAUCUUACACAGCCACUGCUGAGGAUAUUAGAAGGGAGCUAGGCAUAUCAAUAAUUCGUGAAGAAAAAGUGCAAUUGCAAAAGACAGAUGCUAAAACAUGUGAAAAAUGUGGCCACAAUGAGCAUACAUAUUAUUCCAGACAGAUGCGAUCAGCAGAUGAAGGAGCAACUACUUUCUACGUGUGCACCAAUUGCCAGCACCAGUUUACAGAGAAUUGAUAUGUCAGAGGUUAUAUAAGAGACUACGGGGAUCAAAAUGUAUGCGUUGAUGUAUGUCACUAACUGAGUGUGUUCGUAAUUGAGUGGCGUAGACAUGUAGGAUAUUUAAGAUUUCUCUGAUAUCAAAUUUUGAAGUUGUACCGUACCUAGGAUUAGAGUAGAGUGAGUCGAGAAUCUUUAUAUCCUAUUUUUGCAACAUUAUGCACCAAAUGUUAAUUGCAAGAAGUUCUCCUUGUGUGCUUUCCCUUCUGCCAUGAAAGGAACGAGUUUGCUAAAGUGAAAAGAACUUGUUUGCAGCAUGAUAUGCUA